AUGAACGUCCUCGCCUCAGUCAAAGACAUCCAUUUCGACACCCGCUCGGACACAGUCGAAGCUCGCGACGAUGGUUUUUGCUGCGCGGAGACGCUCGAUUGUGUAAACGUACAGAAUCUAAACAUCCCCAUGUGCUACGACAAGUUUACGACGAACUUUGCAUUUCCCGAUCGCUCGUACGGUUCGUUGACGACUGGCGAAUACACGCAGGGCGGCGCCGAGGCGAACCUGCUCACUGGCCAGUACUCGAAGGAUGGCAGCGAAGGGAACAUCUACUCGGAGGACCCUUCCGCGAAGCCUAACACAGCCACCUUGUCGAUCCCGCCUCAGUGGACUGGGUCUGGUGUUGGAAGUGCCAUUCCGGCUACGGCGAUUGUAGGAAGUGCCACAGCACCAGCGCAGACAUCGGCACAGACGACCGCGACCGCGUCGGUACAGUCAUCAGGCCAGACGUCAGCUACAUCGGGAAAUGCUGCGUCCCAAUCGGCAGGAUCUGCUACUUCCUCAAGUGGCGAAGCCGCUUCUUCGACGUCAACUCCGGGUGUUGCAGUUCAGGGCAACCCGUCGCUUGUGAUGAUGGCAUUUGCAGCAAUAUUGUACGCUGUAUGA
This is a messenger RNA of Didymosphaeria variabile, 609 nucleotides long. RefSeq lists its product as uncharacterized. Bases 1 to 609 code for a protein of 202 amino acids. Lineage: Eukaryota; Fungi; Ascomycota; Dothideomycetes; Pleosporales; Didymosphaeriaceae. The transcript is spliced from 2 exons. The record is from RefSeq and is a predicted model, not a curated record.